Wasmannia auropunctata (little fire ant) is the source of this 3400-nucleotide messenger RNA. Its product is annotated as blood vessel epicardial substance-like. The record is from RefSeq and is a predicted model, not a curated record. The transcript has 7 exons. The coding region runs from base 725 to 2167 and encodes 480 amino acids. Gene Ontology annotation, cellular component: sarcolemma. NCBI's taxonomy places the organism in Eukaryota, Metazoa, Arthropoda, Insecta, Hymenoptera, Formicidae. Gene Ontology annotation, molecular function: cAMP binding.
CUGGCGUAUACUCUGGAUGCGCGCAUACAUCGGCGGCAAGAGGAGAUUGCUCGCGCGCGGAGAUGAGCGUACAAGUGGCCGUCGUCCUUUGUGCUGCGUCCUCCCCCCGAUGAGGCCGCGUUCCGCGAGGACACCGUGGAAAGAGUACAAGACCGUCAUCGUUACCGUCACCGUCGCCGCCACCGCGACCGCCACCGCCACCGCCACCGUCAGCAUCGACAGGACGAAGGACACGCCGUCGCUGAGGACCGUUCUUCCUCGCUUUCGACGGCAGUGACCAUGGCGUUCAACCUGCCGUAUAAACAGUGCUCCAGUGAAGAGCGCGACCCGUUUCCCAGGCUGAUGAUAUUACCGUAUCCCUGCUGACAAGCGGACGGAAUAUCUGACAUCAACGACGGGGUGGCGAAGAAAACGGAAACGUUUUGUUAAAGCGAAUUACGGAAAAUUCGCGAUAAUUGUGACUUUAAUUGUAGUGCGAUCUACGUGAUCGAGAUCUACGUGAUUCUUUUCUUGCGUAGCAAGUUUGCUUAAAAGAAAAAAUAAAUAAAUAAAUAAUCGGUCGCGAUGGUGUCGCGCGGAAUGAUGAUCGUUCGCGUCGCGGAUUCCGACGAGGACAAAGAGAGCUCAGCGCCUUCAUGUUCGCUGCUGUCGUCGCAUAGACUGAGGUGUAUCAUCGUACACUCCAAAAGACAUAUCGCUUAUCCACCAUAAGGAGUCAAAAGUGAUGGCACGUGUCACGGGCCCUCCACAAAAAAUGGCGAACACGACUGAUUCACCCGCGACGGCCGGCGGCAGCCUUCUUUCAUCCUCGACAACGACGCCGUUUCCCACCGCGUCGACAUCGGCGGCGACUUAUUCGAGUGAGGGUUACACCUUUAACUACAGCGGUCUGCCGAACCUGGGCGGCUCGCUGGACGAUUUCAACUACACGGAACUGUGGCUGGACGUCUGGAAUAAUAGCACUGAGGGCAGCAACGUCACCGAGAGACUAAACGCGACGGUGUUGUUACCGGGUGGCUAUUGCGAUGAAUGGGAAGCUGCUCAGCACAAGCUCUUCCAGGCAGCAAAUUUAUUUUUUGCGGUUGCGUUUCUGGUGCCGCGCUCGUUCAAGGCUUCCAUCCUGGCUCUUCGCACACUUCUCACGGCGGGUUUCAUGUUGGCGGCCCUCUGGGCCGGGUUCACCAUAUGCGCUCUGGAUGCCAUGUUAUGGUGCUUGGCCCUCGGUCUGUUAAACGGCGUUCACUCGCUGAUACUCGCCUGUCGAUUUCUGCCUCCGGCUCUCGCCCCCGAACUAGCCGAACUCUAUUUGAAGCUCUUCAAGCCCUACAAGGUCAGCAAGAAGCAUUUUCAGGAGCUGGCGAAGGAGGCGAGGAUACUCAAGUUGGAUUCCGAUCAGACUUACGCGACGGAAGGGGUCACGCCGGCGGAUAGGAGGCUGUCCAUUCUUUUGCGCGGGAAAUUGAAGGUAACUUGCGACGGGACCCACUUGCACUACAUCAGAGCCUACCAAUUCGUCGACUCGCCCGAAUGGGAGGCCACGCAUGAAAGCGACGCCGACGUCUUCCAGGUGACGAUACGAGCCGAGGAGCCCAGCACGUAUAUCUGUUGGACGAGAAUGAAGUUACUCAGGGUACUCCGGCACAGGCCGUUGCUCAAGGUCGUUCUCAACACCCUCAUCGGUAAGGACAUUACGUCCAAGUUGUACGCCCUUAACGAGCAGCUCGCUGGUGUCGCGACUGCCAGUGAGAACGCCACGUCGAAUCCUUACAGGGGGGUCACGAGAAGUCUCAGCGUCGACGCCGUUAAUACGGAAACCGCCGGAAAGGUACGAUCGACGACCUGGAAGGUGCAGAGGCAGUACAAUUCCCGUAGUGACAGGAACUCCUCGGCUCGUUAUUCGCACCAGUAUUGGGCGCCGGUAGUAGCGAACCACUUCCCGCCGACCUCGCCGUUCAUUCAAAGCCAAAACCUCGGCUACUCGUUACUGCCGCAGGGCAUCCAGUUCUCGCCGCCUCCGCGAGUACCCGCGCUGUCCCACCCUCCCGUGGCGCGACAACGAAGCGGGGGUGCUGGCGGCGAUUACACCCUGCUACCUCAGACACCGAAGCUCGAGAGGAAACGAUCGAGAAAAGGGACUCGAGAGGUGACCUUCGAGACACCGGUAUGACGCUCGCCCGACGACGGGGAAGGGCCUGCCAGCGUGCCUCUACUUUCACUGUCGCCGCAACGCUCCGCCUAGCCCCGUCGUGGCCUCGUCGUCAUCCUAAAGCACGCCGCAAAACUCACCCUUUGAAACUUCCGGUCGACGCGAUACCCGGCGAAUGGCCUACUUCCUCCGGAAGAGAGAACGCGCGACGGUCUUGGUACCGCCACGGAAUUAUGCUUCGGUACCACGGGAGCCCGUGGUACCGGCGGUAUCGCAGGAGAGCGCAGGGUGAACGAAGUCGCUGGGGCGCAGUUUUGACGUGUGCGAUUGAUUUUCAUAUCUUGCAAGUGCCACGCCUUACAGAGAGACACGCACGCACGUGUGAAAUCGAAACCGCGAUGGCGGCCGUUAAAGAUAAAAAGUAUUCCGAUGUCCCUCGACCCCCGCGUUCGGGGAGAGGGGGGCAUCCGUCGAAGUUUCGAGAACGGACCGAAAUUCGAUCGAGGUGGUUUGGAGAGGAACGUGAAUCGUUCGUUGACGUGCGAGGUAAGAAUAAAGCGGAGUAGAAAGGGAGAGAGAAAUCGUAAACGAAAGAUUAAAUAUAGAUAUAUUGCAUUAAUGAGCAUCGCCUCUGUGUACACUUUUACAUCGACUGUGAUUACAACGGAAAUAUAUAAUUAUUAAGUCUUUCAGAGAGAAACGCUGAUUAUAUACACAUACAGAAAAAAAAACACGUGCGUAAAAUAGAGCUGCCGCGGUAAUCACACACGCAUGUCUCGCGUAUUUGCGUGAGUUAGGGUGUCCUUCGCGGAUUUUCGGUUUCGAUACAUUUCAAAAAGAUCCCUAAUUCUACGGAUUUUCAUCUCGCUAUCUGCAAUUCCAAGCGAACGCCUUCUAUUCGUUAGUACACAAUCAUUAAUCCGUAUAUAAAUUGCUUAAUCUAUGAAUUGUUACACAAUUGCGUAAUUUUAAUACAAAAAUAACAUUUGAUGCUACUACGUAGUCAUUGGUGAAGGACAUCCGAACGGCGUAAAUAGGCCGAGAUCGUUGUUGUAUAAAAUUAGUGCAUAAAAUGCGCAUUCACGAUAAAUAUGAUAUGUCGAGAGAACACGCAGCAAUUUCUAUCCAACACCGGCGAACGAAAAAUUACAUUUGCACAUCCCUUAAUCAAAUGUAAAGCGCGUUAAAUAAAUAAAUAAAAAACUAAAAGUGAAAUGAAAAAAAUAAGCCGAAUAAACCGGGUAUAAAAAAAAA